Messenger RNA from Lindgomyces ingoldianus, 369 nucleotides. RefSeq lists its product as uncharacterized. The record is from RefSeq and is a predicted model, not a curated record. Lineage: Eukaryota; Fungi; Ascomycota; Dothideomycetes; Pleosporales; Lindgomycetaceae. The transcript has 4 exons. The coding region runs from base 1 to 369 and encodes 122 amino acids.
AUGUCACGUGCGGCAACCACAGCUAAUACCUUGGCUUUCAGUAUACUCAUAAUCGUGGAUUCUCCAGACGCCCAGACUUGGUUUUCAGAGGAUGUUAUUCGCAAGAUCGAAGGAAAGAGUAUUAAUGAGUGGGAAUACAAUGAGCAUUUUCCGAAGCUGGUUGAGGUUGUAGCCGUCCUAGCUUGCUUGAUGAGGAGUUAUCGGGUUGAAGCUGUCAGGCUAGAGGGAGAGAGUGGGGAAGACUUAACGACCUGGUUGAUGAGUGUGGCCCGGCAUUGUGAUUUCCAGAUGUUAUUAAGGAUGAGGGAUGCGGACUGUGUUCGUUUAAGUAGGGUUAUUGUGCCUUGCAAGAAUCUAGUUACAGUCUAA